Molecule: messenger RNA, 714 nt
Organism: Prunus armeniaca (apricot)
Lineage: Eukaryota; Viridiplantae; Streptophyta; Magnoliopsida; Rosales; Rosaceae
Source: the annotation of a GenBank genome assembly
AUGAAGAUAGUAUUGAGCUGUGCGGAUGGUUCUGGAGAAGACUAUAAACUGCUACCCAGUGGUCCAGCUUCAUUGCCAGAUGAGCAGGUGCCUAUAUCACACAACGACGACAAUGUUUACUGGAAGGAGUUAUGGAUGAUUGUGUAUGUCUGGGUGGCUUUUCUUAUUGUUCAGAUUGUUAAGGUAAAGUUAACAACCAGAGUAGUACCAUUUGCAGUCUCCGUUACGCUCUUUGAAGCCAAAUUCUUAUGCAAAGGACCAGGGUAUAGUUCAACGCAAGACAAAAUUCACUCUAUUCUUUUUGUCAGUCAGAAAAUCUUGUCAAGAAAUCCUUGGCAAGGAAAAAUCACUGAAGAGGUUUGGAUUCAAAAUUCCUUGAUCAUUGGUUUUGAUCCCAAGUCUUCCACUGCCAUUUCCAAGUGUAUGAUAAUGGGUGCUUCAGUUUCAACUGUAUACUUCAAUUUGAGGCUUAGGCACCCAACACUGGACAUGCCCCUUAUAGAUUAUGAUCUGGCAUUUCUCUUUCAGCCAAUGAUCAUGCUGGGCAUCAGCAUAGGAGUGGCCUUCAACGUCAUGUUCGCCGACUGGAUGGAAGACAAUUAUGAGGCGACUGUAAACCACGAGUCGAAUGAAAGCGAUAAACUUUCACUUUUACCAUUCCCUUCACGUUUAGGAUACUUUUCUCCUAGGUCAGUUAAUCAAGGAUCUUGUUGA